Molecule: messenger RNA, 3486 nt
Organism: Sciurus carolinensis (gray squirrel)
Lineage: Eukaryota; Metazoa; Chordata; Mammalia; Rodentia; Sciuridae
Gene: Cpped1
Product: calcineurin like phosphoesterase domain containing 1
Exons: 4
Coding region: 4-1281 (425 amino acids)
Molecular function (GO): hydrolase activity
Source: RefSeq, a predicted model, not a curated record
UUUAUGGCUUCCCGGGCGCGCGGGAGAGGCGAGUCCCAGCGCUGGGCGCGCGCCGGCCGGCGUCUUCGCUGGCCCGGGCCUGGCGGUGCGAGUCAGAGUCAGAGGAAGCGGCCGAGCAGCGUUAGAAGUUGCUCGGGCUGUGCGUUCGGACCUUCCUCCAAAGCCUGCCUUGCCUGCGCCCCUCAGCAGCUCCCGGCCCAGCUUCCCCGUGCGCAGGACGGGAGGCCUCAUGCGGUCUCGGGCGGCACUGAGGAGCGCGGCUGGAGGCCGUGCUCCUUAGGAAGUUGUUCCGCAGUGCACCCUGCACCCCGCUGUUGCGGAGUCGUUCGCCGCAGUGUUGGCAGCAGCCAUCUGCUAACAGUAGAGUGGCAGGCCGUCCAGAGUCGUGGCCGAGUGCUUGAAGGUGGGAUUGAGGAAAGAGAGUGGAAAGGCCCAUUCUACUUCAUCCAGGGUGCAGACCCGCAGUUUGGGCUGAUGAAGGCCUGGUCCACCGGGGACUACAACAGCAGCGGUGACGAGUGGGAGCAGGAGAUCCGCCUCACUGAGCACGCCGUUCAGGCCAUCAACAAGCUGAACCCCAAGCCCAAAUUCUUCGUUCUUUGUGGUGACCUCAUCCAUGCCAUGCCAGGGACACCCUGGCGGAAGGAACAGACCAAGGACCUUCAGCGAGUGCUGGGAGCCGUCGACAGGGAGAUCCCACUGGUCUUCGUCAGUGGCAACCAUGAUGUGGGCAACGUCCCCACGGCCGAAACUAUUGAGGAGUUCUGCCAGACUUGGGGCGACGACUACUUCAGCUUCUGGGUCGGCGGCGUCCUGUUCCUGGUGCUCAACUCCCAGCUCUUGUACGAUGCCUCCAGGUGCCCCACCCUGAAGCAGGCCCAGGACCUGUGGCUGGACCAGCAGCUGAGCCUCGCUGGGCAGCGGAGGUGCCAGCACGCCAUUGUCUUCCAGCACAUCCCGCUGUUCUUGCAGAGCAUCGACGAGGACGACGACUACUUCAACCUCACCAGGUCCGUGCGGAAGGAGAUGGCAGACAAGUUCACCAAAGCAGGUGUCAGAGCUGUGUUCUCAGGCCACUACCACAGGAAUGCCGGGGGCACCUACGAGAACCUCGACAUGGUGGUGUCAUCUGCCAUUGGGUGCCAGCUGGGCAAAGACACCCAUGGGCUCCGAGUGGUGGUGGUCACCGCUGAGAAGAUCGUUCACCGCUACUACAGCCUAGAUGAGCUGAGUGAGAAGGGAAUGGAGGACGAUCUCAUGGAGCUGAUGAAGCAGCAGUGAACCCUUGGUGGUCUGUCCACCUUCCUCUUCCACGAGGUUUUGAUUUUGUUUUGUUUUUGCCAGAAACAGCAUCAGCACACAAGCCAGCCCCUGCUGGGAUGUGAAAGUGGACCAGGCAGGGUUGUGAAUUUACAUCCUUUGGUAAUUACAUUAAAAUAUAGCUGCCUUCCCCUGAAAAGGAGAGAGGGAGUCUGGAAAUAAUUUUUAGUUGUUAUGAUAUUACACUGUCUCUGGGUGUUUGUGUAAAUUCUCCUAAUGGUGUAUUUCUCAGCUCUGCUUUUGAAUUGGAUUGUUUCUGGCAGCGUCUAAUCGAUGUUUACCUAUUGACCUCAGUCCCAACUUGAUAUUCACGUGUGAUCUUUGAUAAUUCCUUGAACAAACUGCAUCUGAUUACAUUAAAUUGUGGUCAUGACUCCCCAAAAUGCUAGACAAAGCAAAGGUCAUCUCCUUUCCUUCCUAGCAAAACAAAUAGCUGCCUCUCCUCUUACGAGCCACGCAGACUUAUUUUAACAAGGAGUCAAGUAGCCCCCACUGGCUGUUCAAUUCUGAGACUUCCGGUGUUGCUGACAGUAGAACCAGAAUACAGUCAGUGCAGGUCAGGACGUGAGUCUGUCUCCCUGGUGGCUGCAGGCUGCUACAUUGGCCAUUUAUGAAUCUCUCAUCCAGAGGACUAACUCCGAGGCACAUGAGGUCAUUCCACAGCCCCUUUUGUUCCUCCACGUUCACACUCUGGUGCUGCAGUGGGUCUGCUGGUGGGUUCUCGUGGGACUCGAUGCCCCUCCAUUAAUGAACCUCUUAAUUGCAUCUGCCUCAGCAGAAAAUGUGGGAAUCGAUGCAGAGAUCUCAGAAGAAGCAAACCAGAGGUUCUGGGGGGCCAGACACACUGCUUGACCCUGAUCUGCACCAGGACAGUGCCCCUGGUGGAAGAGCUGGGCCUCGGGUGAGCACCUUUCACAUCAGCUGCUCAGCUGCGUCUUUUCACUACUCCUGCCACUGUGUGCUUUCACCCAGGUGUCCUUUCUCUGCAGUUGUCCUUGUAGACACGUAACCAGGGACUCUGAAUCCUGCCAGGGAAAUUUUACAGUAUUAUACAAUAGCAUUUAGCAAUCCUGAACUAACUUUAAAAACUGACUGGUUACAAAUGAACUGCAAAGUCCAUUAAAUUAAAAAACUUUCCUGUUAAAAAGUUUUAGUCAAUGUAGCAAAACUGUGAGAAAUUAAAUAGAAAGAUAAUUGGAUAUGUAAAUUCAUAAGGAACAAAAGACGCGAAGUUAAUUAUACCACACAUUGGUGACACACCAUAGCUCAUUGUUAUGCAGCACAAGAAAAUUAAAAAAUGUUCAAAACUAGAAUGCUCUUGUAGAGUUUUGCUGCGUUCUUGUUUUGUGUUCAUUCUUCUUUAUGACAGGUAUGAAUAGAAGUUCAGAAGGUGAGUCCAAUCCAGGACAUAACAACUAAGCCACUUGUUUGAGACCUGGUACCAGGGACUCUUGGACACAGGGCUCUGACUCCCCAGGAGAAAUGGGAAGAGUUUGAUCACAGUGGACUAAAGGUGCUGUCUGUCCUGUUCCAUAUGCUGAAAUGGGGAUAUAUAGGGAAAUAAUUUAAAGUAAUAGACAUGCAACUUAGUAAAUCCCCAUCCCCCAAAAUUGGAUAAGUGAAAGAACUGGUUGAAAGCGCCCCAAGCAUAUGCUAAGUAAGAGGAGCACUGUGAAAUUCCCACCAUCUUUUAUGUAACGGGAUCAUGAGCCCCACAGUGGCGAGAGGUUCAUCAUGAAGUCAGAAAGAAUCUCCAUAGAUGCACACAUGUCCGUGUAUCACUCAGAUAAUGGACCAUCAAUUCACUUAAUGGUUCCAUUUUCUUUAAAAAUGAAGAAAGAACAGUAUGAAAAGAAAAAAACAAGUGCCUUAUCCUGUGAAAAAUAAUGAAAGACUUGACAGGUUCGAGUGCUGUGGUUUUGAGUGUUGUUUCAGGUGCUUUGACUCAGAAAAGUAGAUCAUGUGGCCAAGGUCACCCAACUCAGUGGUGGGAACAGAAGGACCGAGAUGCAGGCAGUUCGCAUCUCCAGCCCAAGCUCCUUCUCCACCCCCUCCUUGGAAAAUGCUUUUCAGAGCUGGAGGUUGGCACCAGCUCAGUUCUGGCCACACACCACAGUGGGUACCUCUGACCACUUUUUCUGGGCAAGAAUCCAGUGUCAGCCGGAA